Molecule: messenger RNA, 2411 nt
Organism: Prorocentrum cordatum
Lineage: Eukaryota; Dinophyceae; Prorocentrales; Prorocentraceae
Source: the annotation of a GenBank genome assembly
CCUGCAGCAGCUCUCUGGCUGCAGGCCGCCGCGUCGGCCAUGGCGGGGGCUCCGCGCGCGCCGGCGCGGGGCGGCGCGGGGCGGCGCGGAACGGCACACGUGGAGGAGGCCGGUGGUACUUGCCCCCCUAGCAAUGACGGGAGCCGUGGCGGGAGCUGCCGGCUCCGCGUCGCGCUCGCGGCCUGCGCGGUGCUCCUCGUGGCCCCAGCGCUGCACGCCUGCCGCCGCGCCGCGGGGCGCCUGGGGCCCCGGGGCGCCGCGCUCUUCCUGCGCCGCGGCGGGAUCCAGUGGCAACGGCACGAACGCGCUGAUCGAGGAGCAGGCAACGGCACGGACGUCCUGCCUGCUGAUGCGCCUGCCUGCUCCUCGAGCGGAAGCGCGCCCUCCGGCAGCUGGAGGACGGGCCGGUGGGCAUGCUCUGGAGGCGCGGUGGCGGAUCGGAUGCGUGUCAGCGUUUUUACCUACCAAAGUCCAGCGGCGAUGCAGACGGCCGCUUCAGCGCACAGGUCGGCAUCAGCGUUCGUGACGACGCCACCGUGUGGGAAGAGCGGUCGAGCCUGUGGUUGCCGGGCAGAGAAGUCAAUAGCUCUAUGUUGUCGUGGCCUCAAGGUCGAAACGUAACACGGUUCCAGCGAGCCAUGACCUACGAGGAUGUGUCUGUGCCGCUUAAUCCUGCUCCGUACCGAUUCGACGGCUGGUGCAUGCCCUAUUUUAUUCGAACCCCUGUGCGCGCUGUGAAGAUCGACGUCGCCGCAGUGGGCACAGUGAUUACCAUGCACCCUGCAAUCUGGAAGGUGGCAUCGACUACAAUUUCACAUCUGAUGGGCAAGCCCCCGUUCUCGCGCCACCGUGGCCCUCAUGAUUCGCUUGGGCCUUGUCUGACGGGCUGGAACAGGAGCACAGCCGUUCACGAUGGCGGCUGCCAUAAACUUACUUCCGCGAAUCUCCAGGGUUUGAAUCCCAGAGCUACCGCGCUAGACCCAGUCAGCGCCGUGGCGUCAAUGGACGAGCUCAUGAAGUUCGCGUUCGUGCGCGACCCAUUCGAGCGGUUCGCCGCGGGCGUACACGAGCAUGGCAUGUGGAACGGCGCCAAAAUGGAUAGGAAUGUGAAUGCUGCGCGGGGGUUCUCAAGGAAUUUCGCGAGAUUCCCCCACGACUACAGGAAUUGCCCGUUGCCCACGCAGAGCUACUUCUUGUCCGCGACCGAUGACUCUGGAAAACCGAUCGACUGGGACUUCAUUGCCAAGCUCGAGGAUUUCGAUGCGCAGUGGAUUUCUCUUGGGGCGGUCGUCGGAUCAAACUUUUCAAAGCCGCAAGAGAUGGCAAACCCCAGCGGUAGCGGGGGGCUGACUCGGAGAGUCGUGGAUGCCUUGCGGCAGGACCUUGAGAUAGCUUGCCGGGUAUGUCAAGUGUAUAUUCAGGACUACGUAUGUUUGGGAUACACGGUUCCUGAGUAUUGUUGCGCUCGCAAGUGUGCGGAGGUGCACAUCGAUAUUCCAGACGAUUUGUUGACGGCUGCUUGCUGAUAUGGCGCUCUUGUGGUAUAGGGCGAGCCAUGCUUCAGUCACCUGUGCUGGAAGAGCUCACCGCACCGUUCCGAAUCUAUUUCUGGCCAUUACUACCUGCAGGUUCUGAUUAUGAUAAGCAGCUUGCUCACUUCUGGUUUGAGAUUCUUCCUCAAGCUCUGUCUGCGUUUGGUUUCUCAUCCUGCUUUUGAUGAGCUGCCCCUGCGAGACUCGAACUUCCGAUGUUCCAGCUGGCCCCGUUCUCGCCGGGGCCCUCUCGUCGGACCCCGCUACGUAGCGCCCCAUCGCUGCCGUCUGACACGAUACAGGCACAAUAGAAGGCGCGGGCGCCCCUUUGAAGGAGGUUGCGGCUGCCUCUUAGAAGCUGCUCCUUGCGUGCCGAGAAGCAGGCGGCUCGCUUCUGAGAAGUUGCUGCUGCUUCUAAGAAGCAGCUCCGUGCUUCUAAGAAGAGGCUGGGGUGCUUCUCAGAAGCGGCGCGCCCCUGGCGUCUUAGAUGGGCGGCCAGCGCACUCUAUAAGAUGCAGCCGCCUUCUGAGAAGCUUUGCCCCCUCCCUCUACCCCCCUGCGCGCGCCGUCAAGAUAAGUUUCCAAGGCGACCCUUCGGCUCAUCCCUUGGCCGCUCUCGCUGGCCAGCGCCCCCGUCGCAGAGUGAUGGCGUGGCCUUCCCGGGCCCUCGCAUCCUCCUCUGUGCGCCCUGACGGGUCGCUUGCGCUCCCUGGACCGACGGGGCGCGGCGCGGCGCGGCGCCUGCACCGCGCUCGGGGCGCCUUUGGGCGCCUCGCGGUGGCCCAUGGCAUGGCUGCGGGGGGGAGAGGAUGCACGGCUGCCUGCGGCAGAUCGGUCCGGCGUCCCUGCCCCGCUCGCCUCCCCAUCGUUGUGGAGGGC